Molecule: messenger RNA, 3389 nt
Organism: Orbicella faveolata
Lineage: Eukaryota; Metazoa; Cnidaria; Anthozoa; Scleractinia; Merulinidae
Source: RefSeq, a predicted model, not a curated record
ACUGAGAAAUCUCAUUUUUUACCACCGUAGACUUGUUUGUUCUUAAUGAAAGUCAAAUAAAAUUAAAAAUUAAGAUAUACAGCAAGUUUAUUUUCCGUUAGUUUUACAUUUGCGAGAACAAUGUGGGGUUUUUGCAUGUACGAAACAUGACAUGUCAUGCUACUAAGGUAAAACUCUUCCAUUCCAUAUAACUAAAAGAUCUAUUUUAUGUAGAGGAUAAAAAUUAUAAAAAAGUUCCUGACAAUAUGUACUAAGUAGCUUUUUACUUUCAUUAACUGAAUUUUAAGUGUGGAAUAAUUUCUGGAUGAGACUGGUUCAAGUUGAGUAUCCUGUGGGAAAUUGCUCUGUAGCGUUUUCACUGUUUAUCUCUACACUAUUUUUUUGGUUAAAAAGGAAAGGUAGGUAAGUUGGUGUCUUGAAAAAAAUGAUAAAAAUAAAGCAUAUUUUCACACCAAAAGUGUUGGCACUUUUGUUUUAGUUAUAGCUCCCGUAGUGGUAUGGCUGGGAAGACUGGUAAUAGGGUAUGCCCAAAAAGACUGGUACUAGGGUAGCCGCCAUCUUGUUUCACAUAAGCGGUGUUUACAGCUUGACUAGAAGUGGAUUCUAUUACAUGGCAUUCUCAGGACUCAGAAAUUCCAAAGCGUGCAAGAAGGGAAAUGUAUUGCAUGAUUCAUUGUAGUGACGAUGACAGAGCGCUCAUAAGCCCGAAUUCUGUGGAAUCAUGGAGAGCACUGAGAUGGGCUGCAGAAUUGAGACAUCACAAGGAUAUUCUUGGAAUACAGGUAAAUUCACCAGAUGAAAUUCCUGAAGUCUAUUAUCAUAGAAAGUGUAGAAGCAUUUUCAUUAUGAGAAGAGAUCUCAAAAAAAUCAUUUCUCAUGAAAAAAAGGAGAGUAAGAAAGAUAUGGAGCUGACUACUGAUGGCAAUGGCCAGCAAAGGGCAUCCACAAGAGGUCAGCCAAGUACCUCAAGAGUUUAUGAAAAGAUCUGCAUGUUUUGUGAAAAGAAAGACAAAUACAAGAAGGGUUCAAAGACCAGAGAGAGCUUAACACAAGCUAGACAGCUUAGACAGAUAUAUCGGUGAGAUAUAUUGCCUCCAAGGAAAGUGAUUGAGAUAGAUAGAAAAUUGUCAUGAAGGAGGCAAGGAAGAAGAAUCUGAUCUUUUUGCUGGCAUGGCUGCAUUGUGCUCAACUCAAGCAAAAGGUCAGUAGCUGGACCAGUUUUAAUAUACAAGUUCAUGAUCGCGAAUGUAUUGUCAAGAGCAAUGUAGGCUAUUUACCUACGAUAACUGCUCCAGCAACAAGCAUGGUGACAAUCAAUGAGGUCCUCAACCAGUCUUUUCGCAUAAUCCACAGCCUCAAACUCACUAGUAUAAGGUGUGUUUUUGACCAGGCUACUUAUUGCAAGGCGCUUGAAAUCAAAUCAAAGAACUCUGACCUGUACAAACCAAUUGUCCUUUGCCUUGGCACGUUCCACACAUUAUGUACCCUCAUCUCAAUCAUUGGAAAGGGGUUUCAAGAUGCUGGACUCAGAGAUCUGUGUAUUGAGUCAGGAGUCGUGGCUGAAGGGUCGGUAUCUCCAUUAAUGGAGGGUCGCAGCUACAACAGGGCUGUACGCUUUCACAAACUUUCUUGAGGCAUUUAGGCACGUAGCACGGGAAGGAUUUCUGCUGUGGGUUGAGAGUCAUCAUCCUCAAGAUGCCACGCAGAUCAACAAGGCACUAGAAGACAUAGGAGGUCUUGCUGACGACUUGCAGAAAUCAACUCAUGAUCACAUCUUUAACAGCCAGCCAUUCCAAGUUCUGUUUGAGCAAUCAGAAGAAUGCAUGGAACACCUACGUAACACAAACGGACCGUUAUCAGCCUUUUGGUUGUUGUAUAUCGACUUGGUAGAGCUAAUGCUGCACAUGAUUCAUGCAUCCAGAAGGCAACUGGAUGUUGCACCUUGCUUGCAUGCGUCAAAUGCUGCCAUGGUGUUUUCCAUAUGACAACACCAACUACGCUAGGUAUAUGUCUAUCUACUAGUGACAUGACCAGUCUACCGAAGGAGCACCCACAAGUUCAUGCAUUUAUGGAAGCAGGCAGGUUUUCUGUUCAGAUGAGUCCUGACAAUGCCUUUGGCCGAAUCCCGGUCUAUCAGACUAUAAAACAAACUGUUAAUAAAGACACUCCGACAGUGGGAGGGACAAGAAGUUUCAGUCUGAACCCUGGUACACCAGGGAUACUACAUGACUGCUGAGUUCAGUGCGAUGUUUCUGUGGAAGAUGUGUGAAAUGGUAGGCUACCUCAAGGCAACAAUAGUCAUGCCGAUUUACAGAAAUCUAGAAUAAAGAAAGACGAGAAAGAUGUACAAGAGAUGACAGACCUUUUAUUAAACAGCUGGCUCAAUCCGUUUUCUGAUGAAUCCCAGCUGCUGGCAAGCAUUUCAACAAGUGCCAUUCCCUCACCUGAUAUUGCACUAGACUUGGCCAAAGCAUAUCUUUCUGGUGAAGCAGCAUAUCAAGAUUUCAAGAAUAAUCGCCUUGACCCUGACAACCUGUUGGUGAAGUUCCAUGACACCCUCAAGAAGCAGAAAUUGAAGACAUUCAUCAGUAUGUCGAAAGCAAAGACAAUAACAAAGAACAAGGGAGAAGAAACGGUCAUUCGUGCAGACCGCAAUCUAUUUGCGGGGAUGAUAAUAAUAGCCGAAAGUCAUCAAAUGCACAUGCAAGAGGUAUUACAGCAUCCCCUUGGCCCAGUACCAUCUUCCUUAGCAACGAGCAAUGGCUUGCCACGCAAAACUAACAAGGCACAGCUUGGCAGGGAGCUGGAGAAGCUAGUUCAACCAACGUCAGAAAUACCAAGCCCUUCUGUAUACGUGAUUGAUGGCAUGGCCCUCGUUCAGAAGUUAAAGGUCAGUGACCAGAUGACCUUCAGUCAAAUCGCAGAUGCCGCACUGUCAUGUGUUUUACAAGAAAGAGGAAACAGCAGACACAUAGAUGUAGUUUUUGAUGUAUACAAUGAGAUAAGUAUAAAGUCUACACAGCGAGAACAGAGAGAAUAAGGACAAUUGGUGACAUACGAGAAUCUCACAGCCGGGCAAAAAAUAAAACAGUUCAGGAACUUUCUGCAAAAUGGCCAAAACACGAUCAGCUUAAUUAAGUUUUUAAUGACUACUGGGGAAAGCCUCCAAGUCGAGAGAAGCUUGCCAACAAGGAGCUCUACACAACAUGUGGCACCAAGUGCUACAAACUAACGGUGGAUACUUUGCAGGAAGUAAUCGAACUCUCAUCUCAGCAAGAAGCCGACACUCAUCUCCUGCUACAUGCGAAACAUGCUGCAACACCGCAUGUGAAGGCAGUUAUCAUUUCAUCUGAGGAUACAGAUGUGCACAUACUAUGCAUUUCGUUUGC